Messenger RNA from Trypanosoma rangeli, 1824 nucleotides. RefSeq names its product Trypanosoma vivax. The transcript has a single exon. The coding region runs from base 1 to 1824 and encodes 607 amino acids. The record is from RefSeq and is a predicted model, not a curated record. NCBI's taxonomy places the organism in Eukaryota, Euglenozoa, Kinetoplastea, Trypanosomatida, Trypanosomatidae.
AUGUUUGAAGGUGACGUCGGCGAUGUGUGUGCCGUCGCAACGGAAGUGGAUGUGGCCCACCUCCUCGCAGCGGCGGCAAACUGCCGUGAUGGGUCGGCUGUCGUCACGGUCGAGUUGCGGCUCCGACAUGUCUCGAGCGAUUCGCACGCGGGGUGGAGUCGGCGGGAAAAGGACAUGCUCCUGUUGUGCCUUGACCGCGCUGUGCCGCGUGUGUACCCGCCGCUUGACCCGCUGCAGUACACGCAGGCCUUGCCGGAGUUUCUCUUGGAGGAUGGCGUACGUGUGGUGCGUCUGCGCAUCACGCCCUCUGCGCGGUACUCUUUCUCCGCCCCGGUCCUCCACCAAGUAGAGGGCAACUGUCCGAGGCCGCGGUUUACACCGUCGGACACCACAAACAAUUACGAUGCUCUUGUUGCAUCGUCGGUGGCGGGGCAGUGUAAGGAAGAUGAGGAUGCGGCCGUAUUCAUGCGUCGGCGUUGGAGGAAGGCUGCAUGGAUAACAGCUCGCGUCUUUAACGAGGGCAGUUGGUAUGCUGCAGAGCAAGGGUCUAUCAAGGUUGCCAACGAGGCAGUCGGUAGUAGUCACAAUGAUGUCAGCAACGCCAGCAUACUCGACGCCGCUGUGCGCUUCAAGGAAAAGCGUCUUCUUCACGUGGACGUCUUUGGAAUGGAGUUUGUUGGGCUCAUUGUGGCACUCACGUCGCGAUACGCGUACGUCGCAGUUCCAUUUCCCCAAGAUGGGCAGUCUACUCCGCCAUGGUCGCUUGUCAGCCGUGUGGGGAUACCGUCUAUGCUGGCUGAAGCAAGGGCAACGCUUACACGAAAGCGUGAGAGGGGCGAAUGUGCAACAGAUGGUUUUACACCUUUUAUAAACGAAGAAGAGUUAGUGUCGCACGAUGUGAGACCGUUAAGGCGUCUCCCGCCCGACCAGUGUGUGCGGGUGGUACUGCGGGCGCAUAAGGUGUACUGCAAGUAUCAGCACCCGAUGGUAGGUGGUCCGGCCCCGUUUUCUCUUGCCUUUGAGGAUGUCGCCGCUCUUUCUUGUGCUGUAGUGGAGGAUCAGGCGAAGUUACUAGAGUCUCUUCCGACGUAUUUGGACCUUCUGAAGAUUGUGUGUGCAAGCUGCGCGCGGUUUCUGCGAGGCUACAUCAAAUACAUGGGGGCCUCCGCCAACAGUGCUGAGGAGCGGCUAUUCACUUCACUAACCGACACCGUCUCUGUUCACAUGAAAAAGUUGCGCGGAAGGGAGGGUCAACCACCCGUGAUGGUUGCAUCACCGCAGGAGAUUCCAUCGCUUGUGGAAGGGACGUGUGUUGAGUUCAAGGCGAAGAUAGAUAAGUGGCAGGACGGUGCAGACGCCGUUUCUCCAGGGCAGCCGAAACGGUCCAUCGUGAACUUGGAGCGUAUUCGGCACACUGUCGCUGCCAUGGCAUCCACGCUGGGCGGUGUCCUCCUUGUAGGUGUCACCGAUGAUGGGGAGGUGAUUGGCCACGCUAGGGGUGCGCUGAAGGAGUUACGUCUCUCCGGUUUUUGCCCGGCGAUGGUAAAGGGCGGCGUUAUGGUCACUGAGAUGCGUGCGGUGAGGGGGGAGCCUGCGAUAGCAAUGCCAAAAGACUGGUGGAAGGCGACUAAACGGCAGCCGCACGAGCAGCUGGCAGUGGAGAGCACGACGGAUCGUGUCGUGACCGUCGUCACGGUGGGACGCGGGCCAGCGCCCUUUUACGCACCGUCGCGUCAUUCCGUUCCGUACAUGCGGGGGUUUGCCAGCACAGUCCCGCUGCAUGUUGUCGUCUGCGCUCGGCGCAUCGCGGAGCUCCUGCCGUAG